Molecule: messenger RNA, 672 nt
Organism: Nilaparvata lugens (brown planthopper)
Lineage: Eukaryota; Metazoa; Arthropoda; Insecta; Hemiptera; Delphacidae
Product: craniofacial development protein 2-like
Exons: 1
Coding region: 1-672 (223 amino acids)
Molecular function (GO): catalytic activity
Source: RefSeq, a predicted model, not a curated record
AUGACAGGUCCUGAUGCAACAAAUAUUCCGGGAGGUAAAACAGUCCCCUAUUCGGAUCUCCAGGAGGGGACAGUAUUGGGAGAUGGCAUUGUAAGAUGUGCAGGGAGGGCAAAGAAGGCAGCAAAAAAAGAUCUGAAGCUGGCAACGUGGAAUGUCCAGACUAUGCUUAGACCAGGUAAAAUGAUGGAAAUCGCAGAGGAAAUGACUAAAUUUGACUUGGAUAUCGUGGCUCUGCAAGAGAUUAGAUGGCAGAGCCAAGGCAGAAUUGAAAAACAGAACUUUACAAUGUACUAUAGUGGACCGGAAACUAGAACAGGACUGUUCGGAACAGGCUUCAUAAUAAACAAAAAACUAAAAAAGCACAUUUUAGCAUUCGACCCUGUAUCUGAUGGAAUUUGUAAAUUGAGAAUUAAAUGUCGCCUCAGAAACAUCACAAUAAUAUCUGUACAUGCACCCACUGAAGAAAAAAGUAAUGAUGAUAAGGAAGAGUUCUAUGACAUCCUGAAGAAAACUGUAGAAAAGUCUCCAAAAUAUGAUAUGAAACUGAUAUUAGGAGACUUCAAUGCUAAGGUCGGCCAAGAAACUUUCAUGGCGGAUGUGGCCGGAAAAUUUUCAUUGCAUGAGGAAACAAGUGAUAAUGGCAGAAUGUUGGGACAGUUUGCAGCCUCAUGA